CGGUGACUGAACUUGAAGACAUCAUAGAUCGGCACCCCACGCGUAUCGCAGAAUCAUGCGAUGACGGGGACAGACACCCUUGACUAUUUCCUUCAUUUCCUCUCCUUUGACGGUACAAUAUGGCCCCCGAGGGGGUUGCAGAAGACGAUGUCUCGAAAGAAGAUACGGUUGAAGACGUCAAGUCUGACCAUGAAACUCUGAAAUACCAGCUCCUCGGUCCAUCCUUGACCAAAGCUGGGCAGAAAAGCGUUGAUCAAUCCAAAGUACUACUUCCCCCCUUCUGCCGCUUGGUUUGCGCCGCACCUAACCUAACCUGCAACGCUGUACGCAGGUGUCCGAGAUCAUCUACAAUGCUUCCAAAGGCUCCAAGUUCUUCAACCACGAAGAGGCCAGGGACAAGGUCCUCACGGCCAAGAUCUCCCAGAUCCUGGCAAAGAAGCAGCACCUCGAGACCCAGGACCUGACCCGCGAGCUCCGACACGCCGACACCUUGAUCGCCCAGCUGGAGCUCUCGCGCGACCUCAGCCAGACGAUCGUGCACAUCGACUGCGACGCCUUCUACGCGGCGGUGGAGCAGCUUGACCGGCCCGAGCUGGCGGAGCUCCCCUUCGCCGUCGGCGGCGGCGUGCUGACGACGUGCAACUACG
This is a messenger RNA of Phialemonium atrogriseum, 647 nucleotides long. RefSeq lists its product as uncharacterized. The record is from RefSeq and is a predicted model, not a curated record. The coding region runs from base 120 to 464 and encodes 114 amino acids. Lineage: Eukaryota; Fungi; Ascomycota; Sordariomycetes; Cephalothecales; Cephalothecaceae. The transcript has a single exon.